Molecule: messenger RNA, 744 nt
Organism: Alternaria alternata
Lineage: Eukaryota; Fungi; Ascomycota; Dothideomycetes; Pleosporales; Pleosporaceae
Exons: 3
Coding region: 1-744 (247 amino acids)
Biological process (GO): regulation of transcription by RNA polymerase II
Cellular component (GO): nucleus
Molecular function (GO): DNA-binding transcription activator activity, RNA polymerase II-specific; RNA polymerase II transcription regulatory region sequence-specific DNA binding
Source: RefSeq, a predicted model, not a curated record
AUGUCGGAAACUUAUCGUCAGCAAGCUUUUGGGCAGCCGACCUUCACCGACGGACAUGCGAGUGGGAGUUCCUCUGGACAUGAUCUCUUCGACAUCCUCGACGCCGCCAAUCUCUAUCACGAUCACGAAUAUCAUCCCGGUGGACAGCACUUACAACCACUGCAAAUUCCUACCCAAAAUGAUAUCGCGCAAAAUCAGCACUUUGCGUAUGCAUUGCACGCCAGCGGUGUGUCGGCUCCAGGCCUGCAAUACACCUCGCCCACAAUGCCGACCAUGACCGGACACAUCCCGCAACAUUUCGAGCACGACUCUACACUUCAGAUUGGCUUCGAUGAUCUCCAGGGCUUCUCCCCCGUUACGCAGGGCUUUAGCAUCAACGCCUAUCGCACGCCAUACCCCGACAGCAACGCGACAUCCACAUCUUCAGCCACAUCACCCGACCCCACCCACGCAAGUCUCCUCAACGAUCCAAUUGUCGUCGAGGCGGAAGAAGAUAAGCGAAAACGCAACCAAGCUGCAUCCGCACGUUUCCGUCAGAAGAAAAAGCAGCGCGAGAUGCAACUCAUGGAGACCAGUCGCGAAAUGCAAGACCGAACCAAGAAGCUCGAAGCUGAGAAUGAUGGGUUAAAGAAGGAGAAUAUGUUCUUGAAAAAGUUGCUUGUGGAGAAGGUGGAUCAUAUGAGCGACGAGGAUCGGGAGUUGCUGAAGAAGGCUGCCGAAGCGACGUGCAUUGCAAUCUGCUGA